GCCUGCGCUUAGGAAGUUUGCCUCUAAGCUGCAAGACCCUGUCGGCUGCUCUCCCUAAUGACUCAGGGGCACCCCACGCUCAGCACAUGCUCACAGUAACAAUGCUCUCAGGUUAAGCCAGAGCCAGACUGGAGGGAGGGAUCCUGGGAGGGAGGAGUGUUUGCUCCAGCAACCCAUGGCAACUCCACAACACAGGUCCUUCCCCUCCCACUUGCCCUUCAGGCCAGCGGGGCCAGGGCUGUGGAGCCAGGACAGAACUCAGAAGCCAAAGCCUGCAGCACCUAGGAACCCAGGCAACCUGGGACUCUGAUCCACUUGUUCUAAAACACAGCCAGCAGGUCCAUGGCCAGCAGGCCUCUGCCUCCGGGACGCCAGGAGGAGGAGAAUGCCAAAGACUCCGGGCCGAAACCCUCACCGGUGCGGCCCCGAGGCCGCCUGCCCAGCAUCGAUGAGGCCCGACUGGCAGGUCCAGGUCCGGGCCCGGCCUCGCGCCGGGGCUCCAUGCUGGGCCUGGCCGCGUCCUUCUCCCGCCGCAACUCGCUGGCUGGGCCAGGCGCGGGUCCUGGGGGUCGGCGGCCAUCCCUGGGCCCGGUGCCCCCUCUGGGCUCACGGGUCAGCUUCUCAGGGUUGCCCCUGGCGCCCGGCCGGCGGGUGGCGCCCUCCUACCGCACGGAGCCAGUGCCCGGGGAGCGCUGGGAGGCUGCGCGUGCACAGCGUGCCCUGGAGGCGGCGUUGGCCGCAGGGCUGCGCGACGCGUGCUACUCCAGCACCGAGGCCGCGCGGCUGGUGCGGGAGCUCUGCGAACAGGUGCACGUUCGCCUGCGCGAGCUCAGCCCGCCGCGCUACAAGCUGGUGUGCAGUGUGGUGCUCGGGCCGCGCGCGGGCCAGGGCGUUCACGUGGUCAGCCGCGCGCUCUGGGACGUGGCGCGCGAUGGGUUGGCCUCGGUCUCCUACACCAACACCUCGCUCUUCGCGGUGGCCACGGUCCACGGGCUCUACUGCGAGUGAGGGGGAGUCCAAUUCUGCAAAAUUGUUUAUUAUCCUAGGAGGAGGCCCCCCUGGGGCUCACAUCCCAAUAAAUAAGUGUCUGACAAUAAAUAAAAGUGGUCCAUAAAUAA
This is a messenger RNA of Symphalangus syndactylus (siamang), 1118 nucleotides long. RefSeq names its product dynein light chain Tctex-type 4 (gene DYNLT4). Gene Ontology annotation, biological process: microtubule-based movement. Gene Ontology annotation, molecular function: dynein intermediate chain binding. Lineage: Eukaryota; Metazoa; Chordata; Mammalia; Primates; Hylobatidae. Gene Ontology annotation, cellular component: cytoplasmic dynein complex; cytoplasm. The record is from RefSeq and is a predicted model, not a curated record.